AUGUUGACUAAGAAGAGGAAACUACCCGAGUAUGAAACAAUAACUUUAUCUGAGGAGUGCAGUGUGAUCAUUCAGAACAGGAUUCCUCCCAAUCUUAAAGAUCCAGGGAGUUUUACUCUAUCUUGCUCCAUAGGAAAUUUACACGACAUAAAUUGUUUAAUUGAUCCAAGGGCAAAUAUUAAUUUAAUUCCCUUGCCUAUUUACAGGAAACUGAGAUUAGGAGAUCCUAAGGCAGUGUCUAUAAUCCUUCAACUGGCGGAUCGUUCACUGAAACACCCCUACAGAAUAGUCGAAGACAUGCUUAUCAAGGUGGGGGAGUUCAUUUUUCCAGCCGACUUCAUCAUCUUGGACAUAGAAGAGGCAUAUUAG
This is a messenger RNA of Olea europaea var. sylvestris, 369 nucleotides long. RefSeq lists its product as uncharacterized. The transcript has a single exon. The record is from RefSeq and is a predicted model, not a curated record. Bases 1 to 369 code for a protein of 122 amino acids. Lineage: Eukaryota; Viridiplantae; Streptophyta; Magnoliopsida; Lamiales; Oleaceae.